Rotaria socialis is the source of this 894-nucleotide messenger RNA. The record is from the annotation of a GenBank genome assembly. Lineage: Eukaryota; Metazoa; Rotifera; Eurotatoria; Philodinida; Philodinidae.
AUGGUUCUUACACGCUCGAAAAGAGAUGUUGAACAGCGACAACAAGAAAUUUUAGAUGCUUUGAACGAUUAUUAUAAAACAUUGAACUGGCCAUCACAAUCGAGUUCGAUACAUAAGUAUAUUCUGUUGCUUGGACGCACAAGAGCUGGCAAAACGACGCUGAAACACAUGUUGGAGGAUCCACGAUACAUAGAUAAUGAUAUGGGUUUGAUCUCCAAAACUCGUGAAACUGAUGUUAAAAUGUUCGAUAUUUCACAAUCGAAUUUAAGGCUGACGCUCGUCGAUACGCCAGCGCUGAUCGAUCGACAUAUGUAUACAGAUGAAACACUAUCGAUUAAUGAAAGUUUCAACCGCAUAAACUCUACAUGUCUCAAUAAAGAUAUCAAGGAAUUGCAUCUAGUAUGUUUCUGUAUAUCGUUAGAAUCAGGAAUCAAUGAUCGAGAUUUGGAAUUAAUCAGACAAUUACUCGAUCAUUUCGGACCCGAACUUGCUGAACAUCUUUGUAUGAUUAUUACGCGGUGCGAAUUCAAAAACGAUGAGCAACGACUUAAGCUGCAAGACGAAAUUGAAAAUGACACAGCAUUCAAACUAAUUUGCAAACAAUUCAAAAAGGAUAUUUACUUUUCCGGUGCACUUCGGUGCGAUGACUGGAACCAAGGAAGUGAUGCAAUUUUGAUUCAAUUCAAAAAUGUCUGUAAUUAUCGACAAAAGUUCAUCGGAUUAUUUCAACAGUCCAAUACAACCUACAAAUUGAAGCUUGACGAUGUCAGACCAGCUAACGAAACAGACUCAAACAAAUCUUUUUGGCGAUGUAAGUUUAGAUUUGUUCCGUCCUUCUUUAACAAUACCACGAGCGAGGAUUUAUUACCAUUUGUAUUCUUUAAUAAUGUUUGA